Sipha flava (yellow sugarcane aphid) is the source of this 1292-nucleotide messenger RNA. RefSeq names its product ER lumen protein-retaining receptor (gene KdelR). Gene Ontology annotation, molecular function: ER lumen protein retrieval receptor activity. The coding region runs from base 428 to 1066 and encodes 212 amino acids. Gene Ontology annotation, cellular component: endoplasmic reticulum; cis-Golgi network; membrane. The record is from RefSeq and is a predicted model, not a curated record. The transcript has 5 exons. Lineage: Eukaryota; Metazoa; Arthropoda; Insecta; Hemiptera; Aphididae. Gene Ontology annotation, biological process: endoplasmic reticulum to Golgi vesicle-mediated transport; protein retention in ER lumen.
CGUGUCCCGUCCGUUUUUUACUGUUAUUUACGGCGAGGAAAAAAAAAAAAUUAAAAAAAAACUACGCGCCGGCCACGUCAUUCCGCCGCCGCGUUAUCUCGACCCGUUCAUUCGUUCGCCGUACAACCGUUGUGUUCUCGCGCCCCGUCCCGUUCCGUUUCCGAUCGUCUUGGCCGUGCGGUCGAUUGUUUUCUUCCGCCCCAGGCCGUCCGCGGCACUCGAGUCCCGUCCACCCUCAUCCUCCCCACACGUGGCGUCCACCGUCACAUCAUCCGGCACCCGUCUCGAGGCCUAGACGUCCACCGGUGGUCCCUUCAUGCCGUCUUGACGAACGGCACACGCGCACACAGACACCUAUCCAGUCACGACCUAGCGCAGACGUACUCGUUAUCGGCGGCGGCAGUGGAACUCGGACCGUGACGACGACAUGAACAUAUUUAGACUGUGCGGCGACUUGUCGCAUCUGCUGGCCAUCCUUUUGCUGCUGUUCAAGAUAUGGAAAACCCGGUCUUGCGCUGGUAUUUCAGGAAAAACUCAAUUACUUUUUACAAUUGUUUAUACUGCAAGAUAUCUAGAUUUGUUUACAAGUUUUGUAUCUGUGUAUAACAGUGUUAUGAAAAUUGUGUUUCUAACUGCUUCAUAUGGAACAUUAUACCUAAUGUUCUACAAAUUCAAGCCAACAUAUGACCACAAUCAUGAUAGUUUUAGAAUCCUGUACUUAAUUGUACCAGCCUUGGUGUUAUCAUUUAUAAUUGUACAUGUUUACACUGUGAUGGAGAUUUUGUGGACAUUUAGUAUUUAUUUGGAAGCAGUUGCGAUCAUGCCACAAUUGUUUAUGGUGUCUCGAACAGGCGAAGCAGAAACUAUAACUUCCCACUAUUUGUUUGCUUUAGGCUCAUACAGAGCACUUUAUAUAUUAAAUUGGAUCUAUCGUUAUUACACUGAGGAUUUCCUUGAUUGGAUUACAAUUAUGGCUGGAAUUGUACAAACCAUCUUAUACUGCGAUUUCUUUUAUCUCUAUAUAACCAAAGUGUUAAAAGGAAAACGAUUGUCAUUACCCGUCUAAUCGCAAAAUAAAGACCUCAGACCACAGUGUUAUUAUGAAACAGACUAUUGUAUGAUUUUACAUAUUUUUUCAUGUUUCUUGAGUUUUAUUUUUGUAUAUAAAUCAAUAGUUUACACCCAUGGAUAUUACUAUGCGUUAUUGGAUAUCAUAUGAAUCAGAGUAUAAAAUAUAUUUUGUUUUGAUUCCUAAGAUACAUGGAAUAAUUAUACUGAAUUACUAUCAAUUA